UGGACGUUUUCCUGUGAGCUAGCUAGCUCUCUCUCUCUCUCUCUCUGUUGGAUUCUCAGGGCCUUCAUCCUCGCUUUUCGUUUGAGCGUCAAACAGUUGUAAAGCAAUUGAGCUCGGGAAAGGAACUCAAGAAGAAGAGCUUGUCACCCAAAAUCAGACAGCCCAGUGGACCACACAAAUAGGCUCUUUUCACUCAACUUCGAGCAUCUUAAGCCCCAAAUACCGAGAGGACAAUUCAGCGUCCUCAAACCACGGUCUCGAAGCAAAAGCAAAGUCCUGCCCGACCAGUCUUUCUACCUUGUCAUUUGAUCUGGUGCCGUAGACGUCGAUUUCGUGCUCCCUCCGGGACGUCGGAGACACAAAAACCCAACCUGAAAAACGUGCAAAAAGUUGAAAAAUGGCCGAAGUUGUGCAACCUCGUCGACCUCCACUCCUGAGCACCCAUCCCACCCCAGUCGUAAGUGCCAUAAAACGUAGGGACACUACCACUGACCCAGCCCAUCAUGGAUCCGGAAGUAUUUCGUACAUAGGAAGAGACACAAGCAUGAGCAGCAGCAGUUCCUCGUCGUGUUCGUCCACCAGCACACCCACUCGACAGCGUCGGAAAAUCAGUACUUGGCUUAAUUGGUGGCGAGGUAAAGCCGCCUUGGCCUCGGGCCGGCUCAAGAGUGAGGCCGAAAGGCCCUUGAAUGAAACUAGUCGGUCUCAUGUUUGCACCUGUGGGAUGAAGAGUAGCCUCCUUGGCAGGACGUGUAGUAGUGGUUCUGACCGCGGCGGGGAUCAUCCAGUGUCUUCAGUGCAUGGCUCGACUUCGCAAUUGCUCUCAGUGUUGCCUACGUCUUCGAAUUCUUGGAAAGAGACCUCACCUGAUUUAUUCCCAAUGGACUCAUCCCCUUGCGACAGGAACCCACCAAUGGAAACCAACAAACACCACCACCAUCCUCACGACCAUCACCACCACCACCACCACCAUCAUCAUCAUUCUCUUCAACAACAACAUCAGCAACAAAAUACUCAUCACCACCUCAACAACCCUCAUCACAAGAGCUGUGCCUGUUAUCAGAACUCAUCACAUUCAGUUUGUCAAGCGGAAGGAGGAAGAGACCUUCUGUACUUGAGGCUGAAUUCCAAUAGUUCGUCCACCUUGUCUGACGACCUUGACCUUGGAACUAGGCUGGACUUCAUGGUCAAUGUCGCAGCCUCGAACCCCGAUUUGACCGAAGAAACUGAUUGUGAUACAGCCCUUUUCGUGGGUGGAAACGGCAAGAGUUCAAAGUCACCUUUUCUAAGUGGUCGUCCUGCCAGUAGCGUGACCAAAGGCAACAAACCGUUCCGGAGUAAGUUUCCUAGCCCCUUCAGAAACCGGAAGUACAUGGCCGGAAAGAACCUUCAUCCGGGACCGGGGGGUGGGUGCGCCGCGCUCUAUUCGGGUCAACAGACCCCCACCCUGGCCAAGAACAUCCCGUAUUCCGCAUUGAGCUCGACGAACUCACCCACCCAACCCUUGGGUCCUGAGGAACAAGAGCUGGAAGCCGCCCUUGGCCUUGAGAAACCGUCCAUUUCCAAAGAAGAAUUACUCAGGCUCUACAUUCAGAAGCUUGAUGAAGAGGCCAACUAUUUCAAGGCCAGUUCUCCUACCGAGGACGACCUUUGCGAUUGUCCAAAAUGUCAGAUUUGUGCACAGGACGAUCCUAGAAAUGAGUCCAAGGUGAAGUCCCCGACCCACCAAAAUCCCAUCUCAUUUUGGAGAACAAAGGCCCCAAAAAUCAUGGACAUGCUUAGCGAGACAAAGCCCAAGUUUGACGGUAUGAAACUCAGGUACACAAAUGAGAGACACUACAAAGUGUAGCCUAGGCGUCCUUAGGUCAGAGUCGUUUUUUACUCGAGUCCGAGGGAAGUUGUGCUUUCUGAUGAGUUAGCAAACGAUCUGGGAGUAAGCUCACACGUUGGAUCCGUGGGGCUUGUUUCAAAAGUUUUCCUCCAACAGCCAGGCUGAGUGAGCUUUGCGCGCCACUACUCAGUAUAUACGUUCCCUAAAGACUUUUGGGUUGCUCAAGGUAGGAAAUGGGCAACUGAAGUCUUCUUAUUGAGAUAACAGCUAGAACCGCUACAAAACCCCGGGCAAAGAGUGGAGAUUUGGUCCAGGGCCGAACCG
This is a messenger RNA of Tigriopus californicus, 2155 nucleotides long. RefSeq lists its product as uncharacterized. The coding region runs from base 398 to 1849 and encodes 483 amino acids. The transcript has 4 exons. Lineage: Eukaryota; Metazoa; Arthropoda; Copepoda; Harpacticoida; Harpacticidae. The record is from RefSeq and is a predicted model, not a curated record.